AUGGAUCUGGGACUCACUGAAAUCCAGCAGAUGCUGAAAUCCAGCGCGCAGGAAUUCUUGGCGCGGGAAUGCCCCACCACCUUGGUUCGGGAAAUGGAGGAGGAUGAGCGGGGCUAUCCCGACGAACUCUGGAGGCAGAUGUCCGGGCUCGGUUGGGCCGGCGUGCCAUUUCCCGAACAGUACGGCGGGACCGGCGGCGACUUUCUUGAUCUGGCCGUGUUGCUGGAGGAGAUCGGCCGUUCACUGGCACCCAGUCCGUAUUUCUCCUCGGUGGUGCUGGGCGGUUUGACGGUACUGGACGCUGGCAGCGACGCCCAGAAAGACGACCUGCUCAGCCGGGUGUGUGACGGCAGCGGCAUUUUGACGCUGGCGAUCACCGAGGCUAGCGCGACCUUCGAAGCCUGGGGUGUGGAGACCACCGCCACCACCGACGGGAACGGUUUCGCCCUGAACGGCACCAAGUUGUUCGUCCCGGAUGCCCACGUCGCCGACGUGAUCAUAGUUGCGGCCCGCACCAAUCAGAGUGGCCCUCCUGAGGCGGGCAUUACGUUGUUCCUCGUUCCCGCCAGGAUGGAGGGCUUGGAAGUAACGCCCAUUCGAACUAUCGGUUCGGAGCGACAGUUCGAAGUCUCGCUGAAUAACGUCCGUUUACCAUCCAGCGCAGUAUUGGGCGAGGUAAACGGCGGUUGGGCCAUAGCAGAUCGGGCGAUUCAGCGGGCCAUCGCCGGCCAGUGUAUCACCAUGCUGGGUGGCGCGACUGCUGUCCUCGAUAUGACCGUUGAGUACGUCAAGCAGCGUACCCAGUUCGGUCGCCCCGUGGGCAGCUUCCAGGCCGUUCAGCACCACUGUGCCCAGAUGGCCACGGAUGUCGAAGGCUGCCGGGGAGUGUCCUACCAGGCCGCGUGGAUGCUGGCCGAGGGUUUGCCGGCGCAGCGAGAGAUCUCCAUCGCCAAGGCGUGGAUCAGCCAGGCUUAUCGUCGCGUCUGCGCAACGGCCCACCAGUGCCACGGUGCCAUCGGGUUCACCAAGGAGCAUGACCUGCAGCUGUACACCCGCCGGGCCAAAGUCCAGGAAUUGGGUUACGGCGACGUUAACUAUCAUAAGGAACUGGCGAUGGCGAGCAUCGCCGGCGAAUAA
Messenger RNA from Geodia barretti, 1137 nucleotides. NCBI's taxonomy places the organism in Eukaryota, Metazoa, Porifera, Demospongiae, Tetractinellida, Geodiidae. The record is from the annotation of a GenBank genome assembly.